UUAAAAAUGGAUUUGGAUAUUGAUACAGAAAAACUUCAAAAAUUAACUCCGGAGGAGAGAGACAAGGCAAUAAGUACAUUACGUCAACAAGCUAUUUUGCUUAAUCUUCAAAGUUUGGUUUCGGAAGUUGCUGAUAAAUGUACUCGAAAAUGCAUUACGGCGCCUGGAACUAGUUUGAGUAAUGGAGAAAAACAGUGUCUCCAACGUUGUAUGGACCGAUUUAUUGAAAGCCACAAUUUGGUUUCAAAGACUUGGUUGAAUGUGCAAUCAACACGUUCAAGUGGCGCAGGAAUGAUGUUUAAUUCGGAAUCGCCUUCAUUUUCGUAAAUUU
This is a messenger RNA of Meloidogyne enterolobii, 331 nucleotides long. NCBI's taxonomy places the organism in Eukaryota, Metazoa, Nematoda, Chromadorea, Rhabditida, Meloidogynidae. The record is from the annotation of a GenBank genome assembly.